This is a messenger RNA of Lachancea lanzarotensis, 2592 nucleotides long. It is a transcript of the gene SIP4, whose product is annotated as LALA0S08e06744g1_1. The transcript has a single exon. Gene Ontology annotation, biological process: positive regulation of transcription by RNA polymerase II. Gene Ontology annotation, molecular function: DNA-binding transcription factor activity, RNA polymerase II-specific; sequence-specific DNA binding; zinc ion binding. The coding region runs from base 1 to 2592 and encodes 863 amino acids. NCBI's taxonomy places the organism in Eukaryota, Fungi, Ascomycota, Saccharomycetes, Saccharomycetales, Saccharomycetaceae. The record is from RefSeq and is a predicted model, not a curated record.
AUGCAAGAAAUGUCAUCCGAAAGUGGUGCAGUUUACGGUCCUGUUGGUACUGCCACCCAAACAGCAUCCAAACGGAAGUACGGCAGCCCAGCAAUUCGUAAAGACACGCAAUUGCUACUUUCCAAAAAUUCGCGUUUGUCACAGGCGUGCGAUCGAUGCAGGAUGAAAAAAAUCAAAUGCGACGGCGCCACGCCAUCUUGUGCAGCUUGCACCAAAGUUGGUUUUCAGUGCCGUCAUAGUGAUACGCUUUCCAGAAGAGGAACCCCGAAAAAUUACACUGAGGCACUGGAAAAGGAAGUGGUACGUUUGCAACAGCUGGUUGCAGAAACGAAAACCAAACCCACUUUGAAAAUAAUCAAUGAAGAGCCCACUCGGUGCUCCCCCAAAUCACCUCCAAUCAAAGAUUCAAGACCCAAUGCGUUUUUGGAACUUCCAUUCAUCAAUGAUACUUUUCACCAAUACGAAAAUCGUAUCAUGGGCGAUGGCCAAUUCAUGGGACACGCAACAUGGGACGUUUUAGCUAAUUCAACGUCAGAUUUGUCAAUAGACGUCUUGCCCGAUGAGGACGAUUGGUUAUCUCGGUAUUUGAUCCAGCAGUUCCAGCUUUCGCACGAUCUAAUCCCCACGGUGCUGCUGUCUAAGUACCACAAUGACGCAAUCCUGUGCGGAAAGCAAAUCCGAAGAUGCACAGCUCAUUUCCUCGAAACUUCGAUGGCACUGGUACCCGUCUUGAACUCUAGUUCGUGGGCCAAUGAGCUUGCCAGAGUUCCACAUUCUAAAUCUGUGCAUCCCACUGUUCUUCUCGCGAAUAUAUUGAUAUGCCAAUGGAAAUGGUCGUGUUUCAGCGAUGACGCUCUUUUCACCGCUUCGAAAAUCGUUUGUUUGAACUCUUCUCAACCUCUUCACCGGUUACAGUGUCUACUUUUGGCGGCGUUCUAUUUCAUGGGUACUCCCAGCGCAGCACUGCUAACAAAAACCUCAACUGCGCCUUUCGCAUCUCAGCUGCUGAAACUAGCAUACGGUGAGAUGACAAAUAUGGGUCUCUAUGUUAACAGCCAUCGGCUAAACCCUGUUCACUCGAGUGCCAAUCUCAAUCACACCGAAAGAUUGACUACUUUUUGGUGUUUCCAGUUUCUGGAUUCGUGGUGGACGUUAAUACAAGGCGUUCCAAAGACCAACUUCACAAGUGACGAAUUUUCACCACCUAAACUUUCAGCAUUGAACAAUCCGAAGCUUAAGCCGUUCGAGCUAUUAUUGGACUUUAUAUUCGGUUGCCUCGACGGUUGUAACCUUUUGAAGGCUAUAUCUCGCGGGGGAAGCUCCCAUAUGGUAUAUUUAUUGGAAACAUUUCGCAAGCGAAUGGUGCAUUUCAAUCUUUACCACGACUUGAAUGAAGACGAUCUUCCAAAUUUGUUUGACUCGGUGACAAAACUAGACCAACCUUUGGCUACUGAAAUACAACUCACAUUAUUUUAUCUAGUCGUCUCCCUACUAGCGCAUAUCCAGUCUUUUGAUGCGGCGCUAGCCAAGAAAGUUACUUUCCAACCUCAGCAAGAUAACAUGGAGCCAAGCGUCCCAGUGAACAACUCAGACUGUCGCGAAAGAUCUUUCAGGAUUCUUGCCACUCAAAGAGAAAACGCAUACGAGAUUUUGACAUUGUACUAUUUCGUUAUGGUCGACUCUAGUGACAGCAAACCCGUGGCGCCGUCACAAUUGAAACCUCUGCAUUUUCUACCGUGCGAUAAUCUCGGCGUAAUAAAAUUAUGCCUACAGACUUUGGCAGCAUGGGCUUCUUCAAAGUUGGCAAAGGGCAGUCCUGAUUAUGAUACAAUUUUCCAGAGAUGCCAGCGAACUGUUGACGCCUGGUGUAGCAUCUGGUAUCUUGAUGAACCGGGAGACGAGCUGCUCACACGUUUGCAAAAAAUAUUCCAAUUCAAUCUCCAGACGCCUUUACAGAAGAAGAAUCAGCGUUUCGACAAGCUACUGUACUUGCACUCGGUGAAGUUGCAAAAUAGGCGGAUACUGAAGCAAAACCAGUUUAGUGACACCGCUUCUAAAACUCAAUUAGAGGACCCAUUCAACAGCCUUUACGGUAUGGACGGUAUUACAAUGCAAGUACCCACUUCAGAGACCAUCAGCGCUCUUUUCAAUCCAAUUGCGAUGCAGGAGGAAGACGAAGGCUAUGCCGAAGAUGAUGACGAAGACGAUGAACCGUUUUUGGAAAUUCCCAUAAGCAAGAGAAGGCAGCCUUACUUAAAGCACGAUACAGUUCCCAAUCCAGAAUUUGAGCAUUCCCGUUCCAGUUCCCUGUUCGAUAAUCGUCAGUCUGCACCAAUAUCUAAGAGAUUUUCCAUUGAUGGAAACGGCCAACAGACAGAUGUCAACGUCUUACGCAAAAAGGAUGAUUCCCUAAAAAGUCGAAUGGGUCUUGGUGACAAGUGGCCUUCUGAGCAUUACUUACUCGUGCAGGAGUUACAAAAACCGUCCCCGGCAGUAGGAACACCUCGAUCUUUGGCUGAUUUACUUUGUCCAAGCACUGAAGUUGUAAUACCAGCACAGGCCAAUAAAAGCUCUCAGGUUCCAAUAAACUGA